Molecule: messenger RNA, 173 nt
Organism: Funneliformis caledonium
Lineage: Eukaryota; Fungi; Glomeromycota; Glomeromycetes; Glomerales; Glomeraceae
Source: the annotation of a GenBank genome assembly
AUGGCGUCGAUGAACAUGUUCAGUCUUUAAUAGAACGUUUGCAACGCUUUAAUGAAGCACAAGUUGAAGAGCCCGAUGAUGAUAUUCCUUGUGAUGACAAUGAUGAAAACGAACCGGUGGGAUAUAUGAAAUUUACGUUGGAAGAAGCAUUACAAAAAUUUAAAUCACAAUAG